Molecule: messenger RNA, 597 nt
Organism: Danaus chrysippus (African queen)
Lineage: Eukaryota; Metazoa; Arthropoda; Insecta; Lepidoptera; Nymphalidae
Source: the annotation of a GenBank genome assembly
AUGGUGAGAGUAUAUUCAUUAGCGAUCCUAUAUAAGGGGGUGAAUAGUGCUACAACACUGAAGGCUGCAUAUGACCUGCAAAGUUUUAGUUUCUUCCAAAGGACCUCCGUCCAAGAGUUCAUGAGUUUUGUCAGCAAAACUAUGGUUGAAAGGACACAGCCUGCCUCUAGACAGUCAGUAAAAGAAGGUGAGUAUAUGGUGCAAGUGUAUGUUAGAGCUGACAAUUUAGCAGGAAUAUUGAUAUCCGAUCACGAGUACCCAAACAGGGUUGCUCACACUUUAAUCACAAAAUUACUUGAUGAAUUCUCGGCUAAAGUGCCAGCUGAUACAUGGGCAACGGCAAAUGAAACUACAGUAGAUUUUCCAGUUCUACCGCAAUAUUUAGCAAAAUAUCAAAAUCCAAGGGAAGCAGAUGCUCUUACGAAAAUACAGAAUGAUUUGGAUGAGACCAAAAUCAUUCUUCAUGAUACAAUUAAAGCUGUUUUAGAGAGAGGAGAAAAACUGGAUGAUUUAGUAGCAAAGUCUGAUGAUCUUUCCAUGCAUAGUAAGGCAUUUUACAAGACAGCCCGCAAAACAAAUAGUUGCUGUAACUUUUGA